UUCAGGUCCGUGUUUUCGGUAACUAAGCGUGUGUGUGUGUGUGUGUGGGCCGCUGCAGUCACGCUCGUUUGUUCUGAUGAGAGACUGAAAGAGCUCGAGCUGCUCAUCCACACGCUGCUCGUGUCGUGUCAUGUCACGCGAGGACAGAAAGAAUGCGCUGAUCUCUCCAUCCACGACCCGGAGGACGGACCAGGACAUAUAUUAGAGGAUCCAGAUUGAAUCGCGCUGAGAUGGAGACGUCAGGGCCAAGUGUGAGCCGCCGCAGACGCACAGUGAAGAAGAGAUGGUGGGGAAGACUGAGGCAGCAAUGGAAACUGCUGGGUCUGUUUGAGAUCGACCAGCAGCAUGAGUUUUACAGCCUCACCUGUAUGAUGAAGGAAGGGCUGUAUGCCGCUGUGCAGAACACCAUUGACAACCCUUUACCUGAUGAGUUGUCUGAGGAUGACUACAAUCUUGAGGUUACUCAAAUCUAUAAGGACUUCAGGAUGGAGACGUACGCUGGGCCGGUGUUUGCCAGUCUGCGGCGCUCCCUGGGGAUGACAGAGAAGGAAUAUCAGCAGUCUCUCUCCUCUGAAGGCAGCUACCUGCAAUUCAUCAGCAAUUCCAAGAGCAAGGCAGACUUCUUCCUAACUAAUGACAAGCGGUUCUUCUUAAAGACACAGAGUAAAAGAGAAGUGCGAUUUCUCUUGUCUAACUUGAGAAUCUACAUGGAACAUCUGGAGAAGUACCCACACUCUCUGCUCGUCAAAUUUUUAGGUGUUCACAGGAUCAAAAUGGCACAUCAGAGGAUGAAGUACUUUAUUGUGAUGCAAAGUGUGUUUUACCCUGAUGACAGAAUCACAGCAAGGUAUGAUAUAAAGGGCUGUGAGAUGAGCCGGUGGACCGACCCAGCCCCUGAAGGGAGCCAGAUCAUUGUAGUUUUGAAGGAUCUUAAUUUUGAAGGACAGUUCAUUAAGUUAGAUCAGCAAUGCCCUUGGUUCCUGCGUCAGGUGGAGAUUGACACUGCCUUUCUUCAAACGCUCAAUGUGUUGGACUACAGUCUUCUGCUGGCCCAUCAGCCCCUGCACCAGGAUGAACUCAGCCAGACUCUCUCUUUCGCAACACUCAUCAUGCGUGCCAAAAAGUCAGUAAAUGCAACAUCCAGUCCUACACAUGCCACUUUGCCAUCUGUUCCCGGGGUGGUGACAGAGGAAGACUCCACACCCCUCUCCUCAGAAUUAUAUUCAACACAGCGUCACAUAACAGACAUGCACUGUGGCAAUGAUGGAACAGACAUCGCAAGUUUUGAGGAAGACGAAAUUGAGCAAACCGCUAGGGUGGGAGCAGAGUCAGCGGAUCUACAAAUGUUCCAGGCCCAAAACCGGAGACUACUUCCCAACUUCAAGAACCCGCUUCAUGUCAUUGAUGGACCAGAGCAGCGGUACUUCAUCGGGAUAAUUGACAUCUUCACUGUUUAUGGUUUCAAAAAGAGGCUUGAGCACCUGUGGAAAAGACUGAGAUACCCACGACAAACAUUCUCCACAGUCAGUCCUCCAGCUUACUGUCACAGACUGUGCCAGUGGGUUCACGACCACACCAAAUAAAAUAAGAGCUCCUGGAAGAUGGAUGGACGCACUGUUCACACAUCUGGCUCAAACAUACCUCUUUAUGUGGAAAUGAUCUGAAUGUACAUUUGAGGGCAAACAUUUUUAUAGCUUUUUGUUUAAACAAAGACAAGGCUAAUGCAAGUACAUUUUGGAACACUGUAGUUGAUGAAAAAAGUUGUAUUAAUUUAAACAUGUAAGAGCAAAGGAGAGUGUAACUUUUGUUUUACGCAUGUUUUCAAAUGAUAAAUGAAUUAUGUAAUGCUGGUUACGUAUAUGCCAUUUCCUAUUAAAGAACAAUGCUACCAUUUGAUUACCAGCUGCCCAGACACCUUUUCAACAACAGCAGGGUCCAUUCCUUCCUGCUGUCUGUCAUGCUCAGAAACACUUAUGUGGAGCUGCAUUUAAAUGUUUUCAGAAAUAUUUAUGCAGUAUAAUAAAUAUAAUGUUUAAUAGCC
Carassius auratus (goldfish) is the source of this 2041-nucleotide messenger RNA. Its product is annotated as phosphatidylinositol 4-phosphate 5-kinase-like protein 1. The coding region runs from base 231 to 1583 and encodes 450 amino acids. The record is from RefSeq and is a predicted model, not a curated record. Lineage: Eukaryota; Metazoa; Chordata; Actinopteri; Cypriniformes; Cyprinidae. Gene Ontology annotation, cellular component: plasma membrane. Gene Ontology annotation, biological process: phosphatidylinositol phosphate biosynthetic process. The transcript is spliced from 10 exons. Gene Ontology annotation, molecular function: 1-phosphatidylinositol-4-phosphate 5-kinase activity.